AUGGAAGAUACGGAUUCAAAUGGCACAAUAGAUCCAGAAGAGCUGAAGCAUUGUUUUCAUAAACUGGAGAUAUCUUUCACUGAGGAGGAGAUCAGUGAUCUCUUUGAAGCAUGUGAUGUCAAUGAGAACAUGGGUAUGAAGUUCAACGAGUUCAUUGUUCUCCUCUGCCUCGUCUAUCUUCUCAAGGAGGAUCCAGCAGCUCUUCAUGCUAAAUCACAGAUGGGAUUGCCAGAUCUGGAGGCGACGUUUGAAACGUUAGUUGAUGCAUUUGUUUUCUUGGACAAGAAUAAAGAUGGUUAUGUCAGCAAAAAUGAGAUGGUGCAGGCCAUAAAUGAAACUAGUUCAGGGGAACGCUCCUCCAGUCGAAUAGCAAUGAAGAGAUUUGAGGAGAUGGACUGGGAUAGAAAUGGAAUGGUGACCUUCAAGGAGUUUCUUUUUGCUUUCACCAGUUGGGUUGGGAUAGAUGAUGUUGAUGAAGAUGGAGAAGAGAGUUUAAAUUGAAAUCAGGGGACAAACAAUCUUGGGGGCACUUUUCCUACACUUUCUAGUGGUACUACGAACUAGCCAUUACUUAGAGUGGUCAAGUUCUGAUGUAUGGUUAUAGUUUCCAUUUAAAAUGAUGGACAAGUAAAACAUCCAGAAUCAGUGCCACUACUUCUCCGUCUAUGUUUUCUGAAUUUUGUUGUAAAUAUUCUAAAACUAGUAGAACUCAGCAGAGUCACAAUAAGAGACUAUAGACUUAUUCAGUGGAUUCUAGAAGUCUGCAUACUGUCA
Messenger RNA from Macadamia integrifolia, 774 nucleotides. RefSeq names its product probable calcium-binding protein CML21. Gene Ontology annotation, molecular function: calcium ion binding. The coding region runs from base 1 to 501 and encodes 166 amino acids. The record is from RefSeq and is a predicted model, not a curated record. Lineage: Eukaryota; Viridiplantae; Streptophyta; Magnoliopsida; Proteales; Proteaceae. The transcript is spliced from 4 exons.